CUGGAAUCACAUUUUCCACGAGUACGUGAUGCCUGCACUACUCGCUCUCGGACUCUCCCGGGCCAGGGCUGCAAUACAUAUAUCUCUCAACCCGCCAUUCGCAAAUUGCCACUCUCCCUCGACGGCCUCACGCUUGUAGUGGAUGCUUUCGCAACAUCUGAUAUCUAUGACGACAUCUCGUUUGUCGCUAUGCUCGUCACUGGGUUCAAGACUCUUCAGCGCUUGGGCGAAUUGGUUUGGCCUGACACGCUCAAAAUUCAGUCUUAUCGCAAGGUAGUCGUGUACUUUACCUUUACUUUAUCAAUUGCUUUUGGCAGAGCAUGA
This is a messenger RNA of Suillus discolor, 324 nucleotides long. RefSeq lists its product as uncharacterized. The annotation marks the transcript as partial. The record is from RefSeq and is a predicted model, not a curated record. The transcript has a single exon. NCBI's taxonomy places the organism in Eukaryota, Fungi, Basidiomycota, Agaricomycetes, Boletales, Suillaceae.